Penicillium egyptiacum is the source of this 1275-nucleotide messenger RNA. The record is from the annotation of a GenBank genome assembly. NCBI's taxonomy places the organism in Eukaryota, Fungi, Ascomycota, Eurotiomycetes, Eurotiales, Aspergillaceae.
AUGGAUUUCUCAUUCCAUUCGCAGCACUUCGACAGAGUACAAAUUUCAGACCAAGAUUCCAAGCCUGGUCUCCUGUCACCAGAAGCGCCACCUCAAUUCAGUGUGUCUGAGUGGGCGAGAUGGAGAUCCCAGCUAGCUCCCAUGCCUCACUAUUAUCAGGGUUUGAGCGUUCCUCGUGUUGCUGAUGGCGAACCGUACGGCUUGGGCCCGUCGUCUCAGGAGCUCAUCGGCGAUCCAAAUGGGUAUCAUUCCUACCGCUCGCCUGUCACCCCCACCAUGGCUGGCACACCCUUGGAGGUAUUGGCCCCUCAGGCUGGAGAGAGCCACCCAGAUUGGUCACUUUUGCAACCUUCCCAUGUCUUCAAAGACCAGCCAUACAACUAUCCUCAGAUAGAUCAUUUUCAGCCCCCUCCAGACUCCCCGCCAUCGCCGCUUUCUGAAGUCUCAUCCUAUCACUCUCCGCAGUCGCUCGCUGCUUCCAGCCCAGCAAUGACGCUUCAGACAGGAGACCGUCUCUCUCCACGUUCAGGCACUGGUGACAAUAAAGAGGAGCGUACCGGUCAUCCUCCCUAUUCUGUUCUGAUCUAUCAGGCCUUGAAGGAGGCCCCAGGAAACAAGCUUCAACUCCAAAGCAUUUACUCCUGGUUUGAAGCGAAUACAGACAAGGCGCAAGACCCGAACGCGAAGGGAUGGCAGAACAGUAUUCGCCAUAAUCUCUCGAUGAACGCGGGAUUUGAGGCCGUGAAGGAAGAAGUUGAACCGGGCAAAAAAGCAGUGAACUUCUGGAGGCUGACACCGGAAGCCAUCCACAGCGGCGGCAUCCAAUCGACUACCCGCUAUCGCAAGCUCCAACACCAAAAGAGAGGAACGAACUCAGGCCAUCGUGGACCCACACGUCAGCCAUCGGAGUCGAAGGGGGUCCAUGCCACGAAGGUUGUCAAAUCACGAAGCACCAACAGUCCCCAUAGCGAGCGCGCCGAAGCAUAUCACCACCAGCAUAUGAUAAGCAUGAACCCUAGCCUAGGACAUGAAUACGGUCCCGCGAGCCUUCCAGCGAUGCAAAGAUACAUGCAGCACCCCACAGGCCCUGUUGUCGGAUGCACCCCCAUGAUACCAGGCAACAAUACGCUCUUCGUUGAUACGGAACCAGGGCCAGCAUUUGACGGGGGCCAUAACCAUGAUUGGUAUGCUCCAGAGUCGGGCUCCAACAGGGUCCAGGACCCACUCGAAGGUCCCGGUCGAUCAUCAGCAUGGGAUUUGAAAAAAGAAAUAUAA